UUUGAGAGGCCUAUUUUGAACGGCUUGCCAAUUUCCUCCAGCUAGGACCAACGCAUUCACGGACUCGUCCGCUCCACUCAGCCAUGUUGCUUCUGCAGCUAGAAUUGCGCACCGUUCAGGCUGCAAGACCCGUGUGCUAGACCGACCACUCGGUAUAUUUCACCUCUUGAAUCCGCUUGCGUGAAAAAAACCCGCACUUGCAGCUGCUUCUGCCAGUAAGAUUGCACACUUGGAUUGGUUUGAUUUCUUAUGAAAACGAAUCGAAUCGAGAGAAAACCCGACUGAUUCCUUCUCGCGAGUUAGAGAUGGACCAAGCCCAAACCACAGCAGCUUCGGGGAGGCCCGGCGCAGGUUCGUCAAAGUUCGCUGUAGGUUCGGUGGCGUGCGCUGGGGUUGCCGGCCUGGUGGCGGGCGCCCUGUUGCCAUUGGUCGGUCGGCAACUAAGAGGUGCUCUAGGUCGCUUUCUGCCCCCCCCUCCUGCGCAACAACCAGCAGCAAAACCAGCAGCAGGCACCAGAUCAUCAGCAGACGCAAAAGCAGCAGCUGCUGAUGUAGGGGACACGCCCGUUGAUUCAGCUUCACUACUAGCUGCAGGAGAGGCUCCGGCUACACUUACAAGUGAACCCACUGCUGCUACGGCUGCUGGUACUGCCGCUGCAACAUCUGUAGCCCGGACCGACGUAGGUGUGGACCUCGCUGACGUGGCAGUGACGUGGAUCCGUCCGCCACAUCCCAAUUGGCGGGCUCCUGAGCGGUUGCUGCCGCCCUUCCCUGUCCCCUCAGCGGCUGAUAGUGGGCGGAAGGAGGAUGGGGGGGGGGGGAAAGGGGAGAGGAGGAUGGGGCAGGGGGGGGAAGGGGAGAGGAGGAUGGGAGGGAGGAUAAAAAAGCGGGAGACGAAGGAGGGGAGAUGGGGGUGGUGAGUGUGCGAGUUGCAGAGUGCAGCAGCAGUGUGCUGUAUCCCCUCGUUAUAAGCACAGUGGUUCCACGCCCUAUAGCUUUCAUCUCGACACUUUCCAAGACUGGAAUCGGCAACCUCUCUCCCUACUCCUACUUCAACGCUGUGGCUCACAACCCCCCCCUGCUUGCGAUCGGCCAUUGCUGGUCGAGUGGGAAGCCCAAGGAUUCGCUUACAAACAUACUGGAUACACGAGAGCUGGUAGUGGCGCUGAUGAGUGAUUGGUUCGUGGAAGCAGCCAAUCACACGUGUGGGCCGUACCCCCCUGAUGUCAAUGAGAUGCGCCUCGCGGGUCUCACGCCCGUGCCUUCUGUUGCGGUGAAGCCUCCCCGAGUGGCUGAGUCAGCAGUGAACAUGGAGUGUGUUGUCAGACACACAUAUGACGUCACAGACAGGGAUGGAAGUGUGACAACAACGGUUGUUCUUGCAGAGGUGGUUAUGUUCCACUUUUCUGAGCAAGUGGUUACACGCACCCAGAACACUGGGAAACUGAUCGUUGAUCCAGUGAAGUUGCGUCCUAUGUGCAGGCUUGGGGGAAACACGUACGGCUUUGUUUCACAUCUGUUUGACAUUGCGCGCCCAGACAAAGAUGGCCGAUACCCGGGUCAGGAUGGAUUUGUUCGAAGUGAGAGGGAUAAGAUUAUUUCACAAUAAGUCAUUCUGAUAUCGGUAUUAUGUCUGGCAAUCUUCCAUAAGACAGCCUCUCAGUUUCUGCUC
Molecule: messenger RNA, 1672 nt
Organism: Closterium sp. NIES-67
Lineage: Eukaryota; Viridiplantae; Streptophyta; Zygnematophyceae; Desmidiales; Closteriaceae
Source: the annotation of a GenBank genome assembly